This is a messenger RNA of Rhineura floridana, 2859 nucleotides long. RefSeq lists its product as uncharacterized. The transcript has 2 exons. Lineage: Eukaryota; Metazoa; Chordata; Lepidosauria; Squamata; Rhineuridae. The record is from RefSeq and is a predicted model, not a curated record. Bases 91 to 1122 code for a protein of 343 amino acids.
GAACACAGCUCUAGGUGCCCAGUUUUUAUACCUUUCUGGACAAAAGCCUCAAAAGAGAAUGCAGAACUGAUUGGAUCAGCCUCUGCCAUUAUGCCUACAAUUGUCCCCAAGAGCAAAGCCCCCAAGGUUGACUUCUGUGGGGUGGAUGAAUACUACUACAUCAUCCGGGCUGACCUCAACGUCUACAUGCGCUCCACCAAUUUCAAUAAGGGGAAGGACCUGUCGGUCUUCAACAUACACCAGGCUUGUCAGGACGGUGAUCACUACCUGGCCCAUGAAGAUGACUUCUUCUACGUCAUCAAGGGUAACUUUUUCCGCCGCGUAUCCAACCUGAACAAAGACUCAGGAGCUAUCGUGCAGCCACUCCAUCCCAACUGUUGUGGUGGCGAUCACUACCUCUCUGCCUUUGGGCACUUCUAUAUAAUCUACCAGAGUAAGAAAACCUACCGGAAAGUCACAAAUCUGUCCACAGACGGCGAUGCGGUUGAAUAUACUCUGCACCCAAACUGCAGGAAUGGCCUCUACUACUGGGGAAUAAAAAAUUAUUACUAUUUUGUGGUGCCACAUGACAAAUGGGGCAUCCAGUACUUCCGCUGCACCGACUUUGCCCACAAUGAGAAUUCUGAAACCUUCUCUUUCCACAAUGAUGUGAUCCCCUUCCUUCCUGGUGGGCUGAGUAUUACUCAUGGCCCAGCUUAUGGAAGAUGGGAGGCCAUCAAGACCCUCAACAAUGAUUCCAAGACGCCCAUUACUUUGAAAAAGAGUAUCUCAAAGAAGGUGGGAUACAGCAAGGAGAAGAUGCAGAGUGUGGAAAACAGCUGGAAUAUCUCCAUGUCCUACACCUAUCAAACAGGAACCCUCAUGGAAGCUCUGUGCAAGCAACAGCUUUCCCUGUCAGCUGAAUAUGGUGGUAAGAGUGUCAAUGCGACAAAAGAGAAUUGGGAGGAAGCCACUGAGAUGACCGAGGAGAUUGAGCUGACCUUGCAACCUGGAGAAAAAGUUUACAUCUGGCAGUAUAAGCUUGGUCUGGGCAAGGAUGAUAUUCUCUUUUGCCGUGACAUGAAAUUUGAUGAUGAUGCUAAUCCACCCACUGAAAUCCCACUGCCUCCAGCCAGAGAGUAGCUGUAAGAAGAUCGUCUAAAUGAGAAAGUCCUUCUUCGGCAUACUUUGGUCACAUCCACACCAUACAUUUAAAGCAUGCCACUUUAACAGUCAUGGCUCCACUCCCCCCCCCCCAAAAAAAGACCCAUGAGACCUCUAGUUUCGUUAAGGGGGGUGAGAUCUUUUAGGAGACUUCUCACAGAGCUAAACUUCCCAGCACCCUUAACACACUACAGUUCCCAGGAUUCUUUGAGGGAAACCAUGAGAGUUAUAGUGUGGAUGUGACCUCAGUGUGCCACUCAUCAGCUCAUCCCUCGCUGUUCUCAAUAUUCAUUGCUUUUAUUAUUCUGCUAUUAAUCCUCUCACCCAUUGGUACCAAAUCCUCUAAUUCCAUCACAUACCUUAUUGUUAGGCCCAUUAAUUUCAACGAAAUAGAAGAUGCAUGCUUAUUAUAUCUGUAUAUUAUAGCUACAGUUUAAUCAGGCAGGUUAAAGAAUAGUAGUGGGCUAGUUUUCCACCCUCCCAAUAGAUGUUUAUAUAGGUGGUGGGUGAUGAGAAGCCUAUUUUGGAUUAGUGGUAGUAAUCUUUGAGUCACAAUAACUUGCAGACUGUCUCUAAUUUUGGGUUGUGUUCAAUCACAUAGUAACAGAUUCAUGCUGCACAGUUCAAAUUAACUUGAGCCUUUUGUCCAGCAUUCCCCCCAAAAUCAGACUUUUUGUGAAAAGGAUAGUGAUAGGAAUAAUGCACUGGAAAGUGUGGGGUAGCAUUUGCUUGAUGCAACAUCAUCUAACCUCCCUGAAAAUAAUCAGAAGGAAUGCUCAGUAAACAGCCAUCAUCAUCUAAUCUCCCUGCAAAACACACACCAGGAUUACUGCUCAAUAAAAAAAAGUUAUCUGUAAGUGACCAUAGUUAUUCUGCAUUAAUUUAGAACACAGGGGUAUGUGGUGAAAAUGCCAAAGAACUAGCACCCUUAAAAUGAGCAUGACAGACUUUAAUCAUUUAUUUGUACUCACUUUGUUUAUUCUCACAUUUUCUUUAGCUUUUAUAUUUCUUGUUGUAUUUUUAAUGAGAUUUUACUCAGUGUCCACAGAUAUUUUUUUCACCAUUUACUCAGUCGUUCCACACCAUCAACUCAAGCAGCAGCACACCUUCUGCAGAGGCCAAAUAAUGAAACAGCAUUUUCUCUGUGUUUUCAUUCUUGCAUUUCUAUCCUGCCUUUCCUCCAAGGUGGCACUGGCAUACACGUUUUCCCCCCUCUCCAUUUAUCCUCGCUACAACCUUGUGAGGUAGCUUAGGCUGAAAGGCACUGACUGGCCCAAGGUCAUGCCGUGAGCUUCUUGGCCAAGUGGGAAUUUGAACCCUGGUCUCCCAGGUCAUAGUACAACACCCUAACCAGUUUGCCACACUGUGUACUCAGAUUUCACUUAGAUUACAUUACAUUUUUACAUAUCCUUCUAAAAUCACUCAAGGAAGAACAAAUAAAUCAUCUUCCAGAAUCAUUUAUACAAACAAACAAAUAAAUGUUAGAAAUAGAAUGUGGUUUCUGUAGUCCUUUUAAUACUUGGCCACUAGGGAAAAAAUCCAGAAUUUCUUUCUCUUUCUUUGAUGCAUGGACUCUUUUUUUUAUUUUGCUUCUAUGGUGAUUAUAAGACAUGCAGAAUGAAAUCACUGGGUAUCUCAGUUUUUUACCUGAAUAGAUGCCGAGUGUAAUCUGUUCUGCUUCUACUGCAUGAUGAUAAUAAAACUUCAUGAACAGCA